CGGCGGCGGCGGCGGCGGCGCUCCUGGUGGCAGAGGUUGGGACUCCAGAAGCAGCAGAAGAAGCGGCGUAGGCGGCCGCGCUCGACGCCACGGUCGCAGCCACCCAGCAUCCAGAAGCCCUGUCCCCCGCAGGACGAGGAUUUAGCAAAAAGACUGGUCGUAGUAAAAAAUGGAAGGAACUCCUGAAGUUGCCUCCAGUCAGCCAAUGCAAUGAGCUAAGAUCCUCCAUCGAAUCUCUUGUUGAACCUGAAGCUUGGCAAUUCAGCUAGAGUGUCUGGCAAGUGAGCCCCUGGAAUCUGCCUGUCUUCACCUCUUCAGCCCUGGGAUUACAAGAACACCCCACCAUGCCCAGGUUUUUAUAAAAGGAUUUUAUCAGCCUUUGUGACAAGCAGCCAAUGGGAAGACUUCUUUUCAGACAAUUCUGUGAUACAAAACCAGAUCUAAAGAGGUGCAUUGAAUUCUUGGAUGCAGUGGCAGAAUAUGAAGUUACCAUUGAAGAGGAACAAAGAGAAUUUGGGCUAUCCAUCGUACAGAGAUUCUUCAAAGAGAAGUCAGAAGUCUUCUUACCACAGAUACCUUCAGCUGUUAUGAGACACUGUAAAUGGAAUCUGAAUCAUAAUUCUUCCUCUACAAAAGUUUUUGAGGGAUGCAGUAGAAUUAUCUAUAACUAUUUGAGUGGAACACCAUUUGAAGAAUACCAAGCCAGUCCAUACUUUUGCCGAUUUUUACAAUGGAAAUGGCUGGAAAGGCGGCCAGUAACAAAGAACACGUUCAGACAAUACAGAGUUCUAGGAAAAGGCGGAUUUGGAGAGGUUUGUGCCUGUCAAGUACGAUCUACAGGAAAAAUGUAUGCCUGCAAAAAACUAGAAAAAAAAAGAAUAAAGAAGAGGAAAAGUGAAGCUCUGGCUCUAAAUGAGAAAAAGAUCUUAGAAAAAUUGCAUAGUAGAUUUGUAGUUAGUUUAGCCUACACUUAUGAAACCAAGGAUACCUUGUGUUUGGUGCUAACCAUUAUGAAUGGAGGGGAUUUGAAGUACCACAUUUACAACCUGGGCAAUCCUGGCUUUGAGGAGCCGAGAGCUGUGUUCUAUGCUGCAGAGCUGUGCUGUGGUUUGGAAGAUUUACAGAGGGAAAGAAUUGUAUACAGAGACCUAAAGCCAGAGAAUAUCCUCCUUGAUGAUCAUGGACACAUCCGAAUUUCAGAUCUUGGUCUAGCUCUGGAAGUCCCAGAAGGGGAGAUGAUUCGAGGAAGAGUAGGUACUGUUGGCUACAUGGCUCCAGAAAUCAUCAAUAAUGAAAAGUAUACAUUUAGUCCUGAUUGGUGGGGACUUGGCUGUGUGAUAUAUGAAAUGAUUGCAGGUCAUUCUCCAUUCAAAAAAUAUAAAGAGAAAGUCACCCGGGAGGAACUGGAAAGAAGAGUGAAGAAUGAGACUGAGGAGUACUCUAAGACGUUUUCAGAGGAUGCCAAGUCCAUCUGCAGCAUGUUACUCGUCAAGGAUCCAAGUAAACGGCUAGGCUGUCAGAGUGAUGGAGCUGCUGCUGUAAAGCAGCACCCAGUGUUCAAGGACAUUAACUUCAACAGGCUGGAAGCAAAUAUGUUAGAGCCCCCUUUCUAUCCUGAUCCACAGGCAAUUUAUUGUAAGGAUAUCUUGGAUAUUGGGCAGUUCUCUGUGGUGAAAGGAGUCAGCCUGGACAGCAAUGAUGAAGCCUUCUAUGCCCAAUUUGCUACAGGGUGUGUCACCAUCCCCUGGCAGAAUGAGAUGAUUGAGUCUGGAUGUUUCAACGAUAUCAAUGAAAAUGCAGAUAAGGAAGAUUUGUCACCACAUAAAAAAGAGAAGCUGUGUCCUGCGUUUCUCAGACAACAGAGAAAUUUCUUCUGUAGACUCUUCAGAAGAGGGGUAAAAAAACCUGUUGUAAAAAAUGUGAACUGUUGUGGCUGGGGCUGUUGCUUAGGGGAGAACAUUAGUAUAGUAUGAGCAAGAGUUUGGGUUUUAAGAAACAGGAGUGUGUGCAUAUGUAUUUACAUCCCCUCCCAAUGCCUGUAUAUGUACCAAAAGAAAAACAUUUUCUAAUGGAAACAGCCCUUUCUUUUUUUAUUUUUGGUUUUUGGUUUGUUUUUUUGUUUUGUUUUGUUUUGUUUUGUUUUGUUUUGUUUUGUUUUGUUUGAGACAGGGUUUUUCUGUGUAGCUCUGGCUGUCCUUGAACUUGCUCUGUAGACCGAGCUGGCCUUGAACCCAGAGAUCCACCUGCCCCUACCUCCUGAGUGCUGGAUUAAAGGCGUGCACCAUCAUUGAUGGGCUAGUUUCUUUUCUUUGUGCAAUGCCUCAUAAAGGAAAUUUCAGCCACGGGGUAGCUCACACUUAGGAGACUGAGGUUAAAGAAUUACCUUUAAUUUGAGUUUGAGGCCAUCUCACUACAUAGUCAGUCUUUGUCAGGAGAGAAGAAAAAAACAAAGAGGAGGAGACAGAGGGCAGAGACAGGCAGAUGAACACACACACACACAAACACACACACGCACACACACACAGAUUGAUUUCAUAUAGUUUAAGAGCCAUAUGAUUCUAUUUAAGGCUUAUCUAAGAAGAGUCUUCACGAUGCUGCUUUGCUCUUGGUGGCAAGACUCUGUUCUGAUCCACAAAGCAAUGACUUGUUAGCACUGAAGCUGGUUCCUGUUUUGGUGACAAAGCAUUUGACCUACCUCAAAGGUCAGCAUCUAAUGGAACUUCCACAAACAAUGCAUGAUAGUCCUCUGCGUUCUGAUUCCAACUACUGCUCUCUCACUUACACAAGAAAAGCAGGUUCCCUUCUAAAAUUGGAAAUCAAUUGAAGAGACUUUCUGUAGUAUUAUUACUCUUGCUCUACAGCUAAGGAAGACCCCGGACUCCUGAUCCUCCUGCCUCAGACUCUUAAGUGCUGGGAUUAAAAGUGUGUUGCAACACACCUGAGAAGAUUAGAAAAUAAUUUCACCAAGUAAAAUAUCCUAUGAGUGGAUUGUUUUGCUUUGUACCUAUCAAUUCUUUUUUCUUAUACCUAUCAUUUCUCGAGGAAUUUAUUAAAAGAUUUAUAUUUAUAUUUUAAUUUAUAUUGUUUUUCAAGAUUGAAAAAAGAUUUCGGUGAUAAAAAUAUUUUACAGUGUUUGUUGUUAUGACCACACUUUCUGUCAUAACUAGGGGAUAGCUAUAUGAACUGACCAAAUCAGUCUAUUUCUGCAUACAGUUAAGUCUUACUGGGCAUCUCUCCUUACUCUGAGCCCAUAAUGACAUAUACCGAGGCGUGUGUCACUGAUGGAAUAACGUUGUACUGUAUGGAACACAUUCUUACCAUGGGACCUGUUGGUGAAGGAGCCAGUGAGCCUCAUUUGUCUUGAAUUUGAUUUAGUGUACAGCAGUAAAAAGGCAGCAAAACUCAUCUGUAUCUCUGUAUAUAAAUUAAGCAUAUGCCUUUAAGAGUUAUUUUUAGUAGUACAGGAAUGGAAGUUAGGAUGUUGUGUAUACCUGAUAAGUAGUCUAACAAUGAGCUACAUACCUGUAUCCCCUUUUAUUUUUAAAACAUUUUUGAAACAGGGUCUUAUUACAUUGCCUGGGUUAGUCUUAACUUUGAGAUCCUUAUGGCUUGGUUUCCUGAGUAGAAUACAAUUAGAAUUUCAUUUCUUGAAGCAAAUAAGAAAAAUGUAUUAAAAGUUUUUGCUUUAGUAUCCUCUAGAUUCUAGGACAUUAUAUCAUUUGUUCCUAGGUAUCUUUGACGAUUGGUUCAAAGAUGCCAAAGUCUAAAAGUACUCAAGUCUCUUAUAUAAAUGGACAGUGUUUAUAUACAAGGCACACAAACUUCUGAUUACUUUACAUCACCUUUAGAUUGCUUACAACACAUACAAUAUGCAGAUAGUUGUCAUACCAUGCUUUUAAACUUAUACAACUGUCAUGACUUUAAAAGCCUUUUUUUUUUUUGUAUACUUUUGAUUUGGGGUUGGUUGAAUCCAUGCUUAUGGAACUCAUGGUUACUCAAGCAAAGCAAAACCAUAUUGGCAUUAGAGACAUGGCUGAGGGUGGCCAUUGUGCUGUGUGUUGCAGGGCUGCCUGAACAUUGUCCCCAGUGAGUCGGGGGAGCCAACACAUCGCUGACUGUUCACUGUGCAGACCACAGAGCGAGACCCUGGUGUUAAGAAGGAACCUGUCACAUACUCAGUGUCUUGUCCUUUCCAUGAAUUGUAAUAAACAGUCUAUAACACUGUUUAUAA
Meriones unguiculatus (Mongolian gerbil) is the source of this 4231-nucleotide messenger RNA. It is a transcript of the gene Grk4, whose product is annotated as G protein-coupled receptor kinase 4. Gene Ontology annotation, cellular component: cytoplasm. The coding region runs from base 396 to 1973 and encodes 525 amino acids. Gene Ontology annotation, biological process: protein phosphorylation; signal transduction; regulation of signal transduction. Gene Ontology annotation, molecular function: G protein-coupled receptor kinase activity; ATP binding. The record is from RefSeq and is a predicted model, not a curated record. The transcript is spliced from 16 exons. NCBI's taxonomy places the organism in Eukaryota, Metazoa, Chordata, Mammalia, Rodentia, Muridae.